AUGCUGGAGAGGCAGCAACAUGCGCUGCGGGACGACGCCCGAGACGCCGCGCCGCGGUUACCAGACUCGCUCUCGGGCGAGAUCAACGCUGCUACACGUUCCCUCCACACAAACCUUAACCGCCUCAUAACCUCGCGCCUGCCGCUUGCGCUCCCGCCUUACACGACAGACGCCACACUCUACGCAACGGGCCUGCUGCAUUUCGCCCACAUCUUCCUCACCUUCGAGUCUCUGUGGGCGGAUCUCCUGCGCGAUCAUGCGCAUGCCUCACAUACCGCCUCCACACACCCCGCAGCAGUCGAGUCUGAACCCGCGUCCCCGCCCUUCUCGCCACUGUUGUCGUAUCUCCUCGUGAACCCGUACGACUCGCCCUCGCUCUUCACGUCAACACUCGGUGCGCCGACACCGCCUUCUCCUCAACUCGCUGCUUUUCUGAAAGCGCUACGGCCGAGGGGGUUGAUACGCUCGAGUCGGUUAAAGCGGGAUCUGGAAUACCUGCUAGGAGUCCACCCCACGGAUCUCGAAGUCCUACUGGCGAAAUACCCCGGCGACAAGGUCGCAGACUUCUGCACACACAUCCGCAAGAGCGUGAACGAGAAGCCUUGGACGCUCGUCAGUUAUGCGUGGUGUUUCUACAUGGCCGUCUUUUCCGGGGGCCGCUGGAUACGAAGUAUGCUCUUGAAAGCACCGCCAGGUUUCUGGCCAGAGGAGCAAGACGGCGAAGAUACGGGUUUAGUAGAACGCGGCUUAUCCUUCUGGCAUUUCCUCGGCCCCCACGACGGCGAAGACAUUAAAGCCGAUUUCAAAACCCAACUCCUCGCCGCGGAAACGCUUUUCACGCCCGACGAGCGCGUCCAUAUUAUCGAGGAAGCGAAGAACAUUUUUCGGCUUUGCGCGUCGCUCGUGGAUGAGCUGGAUGAGAAGGUUGGCACAGACUUGUCACCCAUGGAAACGACACCGAUGGUUCACUCCGAACCCAAGAUUCCGAGUCCGAGCAAAGAAGAGCGUCUGAACGAUGCGAAUGUCACUGUUAUAGGGCAUGUGAUGAAGACAAGUGAUCCGUUCAAGACAUUUCUCAGGAGGCCGGAGGUCACGGGGACGUUGGUUGCGGUUGGUUGUUUGGCUUUGGUUACGUUGUUUAAGGUGCAGUGA
Molecule: messenger RNA, 1152 nt
Organism: Alternaria ventricosa
Lineage: Eukaryota; Fungi; Ascomycota; Dothideomycetes; Pleosporales; Pleosporaceae
Exons: 2
Coding region: 1-1152 (383 amino acids)
Biological process (GO): heme oxidation
Molecular function (GO): heme oxygenase (decyclizing) activity
Source: RefSeq, a predicted model, not a curated record